Pteropus alecto (black flying fox) is the source of this 662-nucleotide messenger RNA. Its product is annotated as heat shock transcription factor, Y-linked-like. Gene Ontology annotation, biological process: regulation of DNA-templated transcription. The record is from RefSeq and is a predicted model, not a curated record. Lineage: Eukaryota; Metazoa; Chordata; Mammalia; Chiroptera; Pteropodidae. The transcript has 3 exons. The annotation marks the transcript as partial. Gene Ontology annotation, molecular function: DNA-binding transcription factor activity; sequence-specific DNA binding.
AUGGACAAUGGACUAGGGGUUAUCCGAGUGCAGGGAAUGGGGGAGGAGAGAAGAGAUGAAGCAACUGGUUCAGCAUCCUCCAUUACAUCUCCGUUGUGUGAUCACACAUUGACUGGGGCCUUGGACUUGAGGUCUGUAUCCACAGAAAGUGCUUUUCAGACUUUUUCUGCACGAUCCUUGAUAAGAAGACCUUGUCACACAUUUUUUGUCUCUGGACCAGAUGAAGAUAAUGAUUUUCGAUCUAUGACGUUUCCCAGAAAACUCUGGAAAAUAGUUGAAAGCGAUCAAUUUCAGUCUAUUUGCUGGGAUGGGAAUGGAACUUGUAUAGUGAUUAAUGAAGAACUCUUUAAGAAAGAAGUUCUAGAAAGAAAGGCCCCUUUCAGAGUGUUUGAAACUACAAGUAUGAAAAGUUUCGUUCGACAGCUUAACCUUUAUGGAUAUAGUAAAGUGCAGCAGUCUUUUCAAAGAUUUGCUUCUCUAGCUGAUAUUCUGGCAGAAGAGAAAGAAGUCUCUGUUUUAAGCAAGUUACACUUCUUUCAAAAUCCAAAUUUUAAAUGAGGUUGUCCUCAACUUUUACUCAGAAUGAAAAGAAAAGUUGGGAUCAAAAAUGCUUCUCCAGCAGGUUCAAUAGCUCACAAUUUCAACAGGGAGCACAUGACAGG